CAAAACAUUUUAGCAAUAAUAGCACGUUGUGUUUGGUAUAUAAGAGACUGAAAAUCUUUCCAAUUUUCAUAACAAACAAAACCUUAACAAAUAAUUAACUCUUUAAUUAAACAUUGGUUUCAAAUUGAAUUUAAUUUCAAAUAUGCGUUCAAUGAUUGCUGUAUUGACUCUCCUAUUCGUUGUGUUCACUAUCGGUGACUUCAAGAAUGUUAACCAAAGAUAUGCGAAGACUAUCCCGAAAGUGGCCGACAGUUUUAAAACCACUUUUGUCAAUGAAUUUAAGCAAGGCCACAACGUGAGCACAUACCCCGAUAACUCGGAUAAGGUGUGUUGGGUGUGCAGCAGACCCUGUGCUAUGAUCUACUGUUGCGAAGGUUCGAACCCCCAGUGCUGUAGUGUCGGCGGUUAUUGUGGCUGUUGUACGAACUAACCACAAAGUUUAUUAAUUCAUUUAUUAAAUAUCCUAUCUGUAUCAUAUUAAUCAAAUCAUUCAAUUAAAGAUUUUAAUUUUUUAAUAAUUUAUAUUGUAUAACAAAAAUAUACAAACUUACAGAUUAUAUUAUAGGUUUUAUGUAAAGUAUAUGUAU
Messenger RNA from Oppiella nova, 587 nucleotides. The record is from the annotation of a GenBank genome assembly. NCBI's taxonomy places the organism in Eukaryota, Metazoa, Arthropoda, Arachnida, Sarcoptiformes, Oppiidae.